Messenger RNA from Mauremys reevesii (Reeves's turtle), 1277 nucleotides. RefSeq lists its product as uncharacterized. The transcript has 6 exons. Lineage: Eukaryota; Metazoa; Chordata; Testudines; Geoemydidae. The record is from RefSeq and is a predicted model, not a curated record. Bases 1 to 789 code for a protein of 262 amino acids.
AUGAUCCACAGGGAGAUGCUGAAGACCAGCAGCACGGUGCCGGGGCAGAUGGUCAUGAGAGUCUUCAUGACGAAGCGUGUGUUGAAGUUGAUUUUGUUGAGCGCCCCGAUGCUGCGUGACGAGGCGUCAGUGAAGAGCUUGCUGUGCAGCAGCAUGACCCGGGCAAUCAGGUACAGGCGGAGGAACAUGGGGAUGGAGAGGAUGAUGUCGACAUCGGCCUCUGCCCGCGAGGCAGCUGCCCCCAUGAAGCCCCAGGACUCCCGUUCUAAUCUUACCGCUGACACCAACCCCCUGCUAAUGCUUUCUCAGGCGGCAAUGCCGCAGGAAUCAUCCCCGGCCCCCGGCCCCGCCCACCUUGGAGUAGAGCCCCCAGGAGAGCUCGGUCUCGAUCACCAUGACGACGAUGCCAAACAUGCCGAAGAUGAGCGCGUAGUCGCUGAGGCGUUUGCGCUUCUCGAAGAGCGCGCGCCGGUGCCCGAGCCGAUGCACCCUGGAGACUGCUUCAGAUGGAGAGAGCACCCCCUGCUGAAUCUCCGGCCCCGUUCUCUCCAGCAGUGCAGGCUGGGUGUGAGUUGGGCCUGUCCUGCUCGGUUUGGAGAGCUGAGGGGAGAUCACAGCCUGAGUCGACAUGGCUGCUGUACUUCAGAAAUAAGCUUGCUCUGGCCUCACGCUGUUGGUACCAGGAAAUCUGCCUCUCUCACCUGGAGCCAGUCACGUGCAGUGGCGCUGCUGGACGGCUGGUGUGUUUUCUACGUGCGUCUCACGGGUGAUAUCAGGUUAAGCUCCUGAUUCAGGCCCCGAUUUGCAGGCUUUUAGGAACAUGCCUGGCUGUCUGCGCUGAGGUCAGCAGAGUGCUGGCGUGCAUGAAGUGCAGCUCAUGUGCUCGUAUCUGCAGGAUCAAGCCCUCUCUUUACUGCCCGAGUGCUGUUUGCCUCUGGCACUGCAUGUGCCAUGGGCAGUGAGCCGGGACCCAGUAGCCAAUCUCACUCUUGCUUCCAGUCCACCUCUCUCCUGCCUGCUCCGCACCGAGCCCCGUGCUGCCAGCACAGCAGGGGGAUCACCGCAAACAGAGAGCCGUUUCCACUGGGUUCACAAAAUCCCACAGCUGUGGCAGCCUCCCACUCUGGGAUGGGGCACAUGCCUCCCCAGCAGCACUGUACGGCCUCAGGGUGCUGAAUGCAAAGAGCCCCGGCUGAUGCUUCCAUAAAGGUGCGAGUUAAAGGGUUGCCAUGGACACGGCCUCCUGCUGCUCUCACUCACUCGUGGGGACUCAGCCG